GAGAGAAACGGAAUGGUCGACUUCCGUCCGUUUCCUCAGAGAAAAUGUACUAUUUCUCGUCUUUCAAAACUUAAACAAUAAAGAGAAUAGUUUUAAAAUGCCAGUCAUGACUGACUUGAAUAAUCACGACCACGAUGUUGGGGAAAUUUUGGUUCGGGUUCAGGAAGAUCUUCACCAGCUUAAGGAGCGACUGUUGAGUCAGGUUCAGAAAGAUGGCGGGGGUAUGGAUGCAACCUCCAUCGAGGAGGCAAUGCAGAAGACAGAAGAGGAAAUCAGGCUAAAGACCGAAAACUUGGUGAAUCAGAUGAACAAUCGAGUGCUGACCCUACCAUCUCUAGAAUCACAAGGCCAUGGCAAUCAGCAUACAACCAGUGAGACGACUUGGGAUCUGAAAGAUGUAACGAAAGAUAAUAAAGUUAGGAGGGCAUCAAAUGAACAGCAGGCUUUGUCAAGAAAACCUUUCAUUCUUCCAAAGGAAAAGAUACAGACACAUGGCCUCACUCCAGCACAAGUGCUGAAGACAGGACACAAUGUGAAAGCUAUCCAUAACCCUUACAACCCUCAGAAUCGGAAUGUCCUCCACGACAACUAUGGCAUCCAACUUCCACUCAUCGUUGACAAGAGACACAAUAGGGUGGCUGAACAGAAACCAGUUCAUGGGUCAACAAUCGAACCUCUUGCUAUCUUACCUAAGGCAAACAGAGUGGAUCCUCAGCUGGUACCACCCCCCAUCUCUGAUACAGACGCCAAGAAGGGAAUCUUAAAUCUGAUCGAGAGGGGUCUCAUCCCUCCUGCAGCAGAGCUGACACUCGAUCCCUCCCCAGUAAGACAUAGGACGGCAGCACUGCAUGACCCAGUGGAUAAAGAUAGGAAGAGCGCACUUCUUGCAAUAACUGAUAGUGGAUACAACUUUGCCAGCGUGAAACUUGACACGAGUGUAAAAGGUUCCGAGAGUAUGUCCUCCUUACAACAUCGACGCUCCCAGGUAACCAUCAGUCGUGAUGUCAAGUCUGCUGAUAUGUCAAGCGCAAGAACUUCCAAAACGCCAGCUGCUGUACGGACGUUUGAGAUGCCCCUUCAUCCAUUGAAACCAUUCCCGCAUUUUCUACCUUUGCCUAUUGAAGAAGAGCCACCACCAACCACACCAGCGAGUAACGAAUUCAGACAGACAAGCCAUCGGUUUGCCAUCCAACAUGGAAAGAUCAGAGACAAUACGCCAGAGUUCCUAGCAUUCAAACAGCACUACUGUCUGUCGUGGGGAAGCAAUGUAACCAUAAUGCGCCACCUACAGAAGAUGCUCAUUGACCAUGCCAUCCCACUUGCCUUUAUUGAUGGAGAUAAACUUGCCGACCUUGCCCAGGAGUUUGAACUUGAGAAGACACCGACUAUCGAUGAUCUAUUAUCUGUGAUAGUAAACAGUGAAGAUGUGGAAUCGCUCAUAAAAAGACCAGGGAGGAAGUUCCUUGGUCCAGACGGUCAAAGGAAGGCCGCAACUGUCAUCCAAUCAUUCUUCAGGAGGCAUCGGGACCGCACUAAGUAUUUAGCAUACAGGAGACAGAAGUGGGCGGCGGGAGUGAUAGCCAUCUCAUGGAUCAUGAACGUCAAGAUGGCAAACGUCCGUCGACAGUUGAAGAAGACGCGGCUAGAUUAUAUUGAAUCAUUUAAAAAUAGGGCCAAGAAAUUAGCAUCGUCGUGGGAUAGAGUGAGAAACUCGCGUCGCGUUGUGAUCCACGUACCAUCUCUUGGGGUGUCACAGAACAUCCGUAACUCAAUCACCGAGAUGGGCAUCAGACAGAACGUGCAGAUGGGUAGAUUAUGUGACAUCAGCGAUCCAAAUGUCGAUGUGAUCUACAUCUGCCCUGUUGCCCUGAAUGACGAGACCAUGCAGUAUUAUGCCAAGUUACUGGGCUUGAGGAAUGCCAUCGAUACGGGAAGCGUGGAAGAGCAGAUGGAUGUCACAGACAGAUACAAAAUUAUCGUUCCAGAGGCAACAAAACAUUUCCCAACUCACAACAUGUGCUUGUCAUCCCUUCUGAAAUACAGUCCGCGGACUCUCCGCAGGAUAAAGAACUUGGUGCGUGGAAGGAACGCAUACAUCGUACCUGGCGUUCCCCACAAGGAUGACUUGGCUGUUGCAGAGAAGUUAGACCUCCCUAUUUUAUGUCCGGAGCCAGAGGUGGCGAGGUUGUACUCCACAAAAUCUGGGUCGAAGAGAAUAUUUGCUAGUGCUGCAGUACAGGUGCCUCCGGGAGAGUAUGACGUUUACAGUUUACCCCAACUCCAUGAAUGUCUUGCAACUCUCAUAACCGAGAAUCUAGGUGUGAAGCGAUGGUUGUUCAAGUUGGAUGAUGAGUUUGAUGGACGAGGGAUUGCCUAUGUUGAUAUUCCAGGAAAUCUUCGGUGCUAUAAUUGGGCUGUGAAAGAAUCUCUGAGAUAUGGGGAAAAGUGGAGCAAGAAGUGGGCACAGGAACCGGCCUAUAUCAAGAUCCACGCAGAAGUCCCAGAACUCUUGUCAAACUUCGCCAAACCUGUCAACAAAGUCUAUGCCACGUGGCAGAAGUUCAUUGAUGCAUUUCUGAGUCAAGGUGGUGUUGUCGAGGCCUGCCCUCCCUCUGAAAGUGUAACAGCAUUGACCGUCAACAUGUUUAUCGAGCCAAGUGGCAAAAUAACCAUGGUGUCCAUGGGUGACCAGAUUAAGGCCGAGACACCGUACCAGUGCUGGGGUCUCUCGGUACCACAGUCCUCAGUUGAGCCAGCAGAUCUGAACAAAAUCUGUAACCAGGUCGCUGAGGCGUGCAAAGCUCGUGGAGUAGUUGGAUACUUCUCCGUCGACUUUGUGACCUUCAUUGAUGCGAAGACGAUGGAACAGGCCAUUUGGGCCGUCGAUCUUGACCUGUGUUAUAGCGACACGGCAGCGAUGACAUCAUUGAUGCACUUUGUGACCAACGCAACCCUGGAUCCGCUGCAGCAUACACUUGAUAUCCCACCCCCCAUUAAGGAAGAGAAGAGACAGCGGAAGUUACGCUUCAAGAAAGUUGAAGAAGAUGAGCCUCCAGUAACCAGUCGCUUUGCUGUAAUGAGUACUCGCCUCCUCCAUUCAAAUCUUGCCGUCGUACACUACAGUGUGUUCUUCCAGAUGUGUCGAGCACAUGGGAUCGGCUAUGACAUCAAGGAGAAACAGGGCACGGCCUUCACACUCGUUGAUAGUUUCAACCGGGAGAACCUUGGAAUGUUAACUAUUGGUGACAAUCUUCAAGGAGCUCUGGCCACAUUUGCCCGGAAUAUGUCGGUCAUCCACCAGGAGAUCUCAGCUCCCAAUAUGCAGGGAGACACCAACUUUAAGGCUGCCAUUGAAGAUAUUGAGGGAAUUCUAGGAACCACAAUACAGAAUGCAGAGGAAAGUGAGAGUGGUCUUGAAGAUGUCGAAAACUGAAUCCUGGCUAGGGUUGUUAUAAAUGCUUAAUGUGGUGUUAUUCACCUUUUGCCGUCAGUGAGUCCACUGGAAUCGCUGCCGAGAUAGUGAAAUUGUUGUUUUGAACAGAUCUGUCCAAGCCAAGAAGAACUCAGUAUAAACUUGAACACUUUUUAGUUUUGAUCAGGUUUUAAAAACUUUCUACAGCAUUCCGCUGAAUUUAGUUUGCUGUUAUUGACAUGUAUUCAAAACUUUUUGCACUCAUUAUGUAAUGCCUUUUAUUACUCAUUGAACCCAAAGUACCAGUUUUGUGGUGAUAGUCCUUUAAAUCAGUCUCUACAAAGGGUAAUAAUAGAAACACUCCGUCCACAUCAGUUAUGUAUUAAAGUAGCUUAAAUAUUUUCCUAUUUAAUUUGUUCAUAUCUAACUUAUGCCAUUAGAUGAGAGCUUAUUGUUAUAUAUUUGUAUAUUUGUUUCAGACUUUGUACAUUCUAUGUAAAUAUUGUGUGAUGCUUGAAUUGACAUCAACCAGAAAAAUUAAAAUGAAGUUGU
This is a messenger RNA of Lineus longissimus, 3964 nucleotides long. RefSeq names its product IQ domain-containing protein H-like. Gene Ontology annotation, molecular function: protein binding. NCBI's taxonomy places the organism in Eukaryota, Metazoa, Nemertea, Pilidiophora, Heteronemertea, Lineidae. The transcript has 23 exons. The record is from RefSeq and is a predicted model, not a curated record. Bases 98 to 3433 code for a protein of 1111 amino acids.